This is a messenger RNA of Boleophthalmus pectinirostris (great blue-spotted mudskipper), 2046 nucleotides long. Its product is annotated as sodium/hydrogen exchanger 2-like. Gene Ontology annotation, biological process: proton transmembrane transport; sodium ion transport; regulation of pH. Gene Ontology annotation, cellular component: membrane. The transcript is spliced from 13 exons. Gene Ontology annotation, molecular function: sodium:proton antiporter activity. Bases 1 to 2046 code for a protein of 681 amino acids. NCBI's taxonomy places the organism in Eukaryota, Metazoa, Chordata, Actinopteri, Gobiiformes, Gobiidae. The record is from RefSeq and is a predicted model, not a curated record.
AUGGCUCCUCUGCUCCUCUCUUUACUCGUACACACCUGUUUGAUGGUGGGAUGCUCCACCCGUACCCCUCCUGUGGACCCCUCCGAGCCCCAGCCCAUGCACUCAUCUCUGGGGCAGAACGGCAGCAGUGAGGGGGUCCCGUUGGUGGAUGUCCCGAUGGCUCUGGGGGUCUUCAGCGUGGACUACCACCAUGUGCAGGCGCCGUUUGAGAUCGUGUUGUGGAUUAUGCUUGCGUCGCUGGCCAAACUGGGUUUCCACUGGUCCGGCCGGGUCCCUGCGGUGGUCCCUGAGAGCUGUCUCCUCAUCAUGGUGGGACUGUUGGUGGGCGGCGUCAUCUAUGGCGUCCGUCACUCGGCCCCGCCCACUCUGAGCGCUGAUGCCUUCUUCCUUUUCCUGCUGCCCCCCAUCGUGCUGGAUGCGGGGUACUUCCUGCCGGGGAGACUGUUCUUUGAAAACCUGGGCACCAUCCUCUGGUAUGCGUUGUUGGGGACCCUGUGGAACGUGCUUGGUAUAGGCCUGUCUCUGUACGGUGUGUGCCUGCUGUGCCCCUCAUCUCUGGGGGACAUAUCUCUUCUUCACUGUCUCCUCUUUGGGUCCCUGAUCGCUGCCGUGGACCCCGUGGCCGUCCUCUCUGUGUUUCAGGAGAUGCACGUGAACGAGCAGCUCCACAUCCUGGUGUUUGGAGAGUCUCUGCUCAACGAUGCUGUGACUGUGGUUCUGUACCAGUUGUUUGAGUCCUUCUUGCGCCUGCCCUCGGUCUCUGGUCUGGAUGUCCUCUUGGGGGGGUGCAGGGUGCUGGUGGUGGGCUUUGGGGGUCUGUUUGUGGGGCUGUUCUUUGGACUGGUGGCUGCUCUCACCUCCAGGUUCACCCCCAGAGUCCCAGUCAUAGCCCCCCUCUUCGUCUUCCUCUACUCCUACCUGUCCUACCUCACGUCCGAGAUGCUCCACCUCUCUGGCAUCACAGCGAUAGUGACGUGUGCAGUGACCAUGAAGCAGUACGUGGAGGCUAACGUGUCUGAGCGCAGUAACAGCAGUAUCCAGUACUUCCUGAAGAUGUGGAGCAGUGUGAGUGAGACUCUGAUCUUCAUCUUUCUGGGCGUGUCCACCAUCCAGGACGUGCACAUGUGGAGCUGGGCCUUCGUCUGCUCCACUCUGCUGCUCUGCCUCAUCUGGAGAGGAACAGGAGUGCUGCUGCUCACUGCUGUGGUGAACAAAGUGAGGAGAAACAAAGUGACAUUCAGAGACCAGUUCAUCAUCGCCUACGGUGGCCUCAGAGGGGCGAUCUGCUUCUCUCUCGUUUUUCUCAUCGAUGAUUUUCCCAAGAAGAGGCUCUUCAUCACUACAACCAUCAUCGUCAUCCUCUUCACUGUGUUUGUCCAGGGCAUGACCAUAAAGCCUCUGGUGGACUUGUUGGAUGUAAAGAGGAAGAAGAGAGCUCUGCCCACUGUCAGUGAGGAGAUCCACAGCCGGCUCAUAGAUCACCUUCUGGCUGGGAUCGAGGAUGUGGUGGGAUACUGGGGACAGCACUACUGGAAAGACAAGUUUGAGCAGUUCAACACAAAGUUCCUGCGUCGGUUCCUGAUUCGAGAGGAGCAGCAGAAUCGCUCCAGUAUUCUCCGAGUUUAUCAGGAGCUGGAAAGAAGAGAGCAGGGGGCACACAGAGAGACAACAAUACAGGCCAGAACAGUUCCUCAAACCGCCAGUCGCCCUCUGCUUCCAGAAGAGAUGGACAGUAUCAGAAGAAUCCUCUCUAGAAACCUGCAUCAUUUCAACAGCAGGAUGCCCGCCUACAGCCGCCACACUCUGCACCAGGACAGGAGCCUGCAGAGACACAGGAGUCUGGGAGAGAGGGACACACAGGUGGAGGAUGCAGAGUUUAAUGAACUCCACAUUCUGAGGAGUGGACUGCGCAGAUCCCACACUGUUUGUGCCAUAAGUCCAAGCUGUGCCUCCCUAGACUCCCCUCUCCCAGACUUACAGACAGCCCCAAAACACGGACCCAAAAAACACCUCAGCUUUGACAUAGAAAAUGAAAAGAACAAUUGA